AUGGCUGCAUCAUUAGCCACUUAUCCACAUGAGGUGGUUCGUACCAGACUACAAAAUCAAACUGUCAAGCCAUUCAAAUACAAAGGUGUUUGGAAUGCAAUUAAAUUGAUUAACCAAGAGGAAGGUUUGAUGGCUUUCUAUAAAGGGAUGUCAACAAAUUUGCUUAGAACCGUUCCUUCUACUUCUAAUGGAACCGCAGACGCUGUCUCGAUAAUGAUUGCUUUGAAUAUUGAAUCAAUGGCAGCAAAUGAAGAAUGUUUUGUGGUUGUAGAGUGUAUUUAUCGUGAAACAUUUAAGAUGAUUGGUGAAAGUGAUUCUGUAAAAAAUGAAGAAGAUGAUUAUGGUAAUGCUGAAUGGCAAACCUUGAAACUUAGUUCUGGUCACAUGUAUCAAAUUGAUAUUCCUUCUUCAUUUAUUGGCAAGGAAUAUCAUUUAUUUUUUAAUUUCCUGAUUAAAGAACAUAAAGCUGUAUCAUUAGGACUUUACAGACUUACUCGACAUGAAGGUGGAUAUCUAAGAUACAUUUAUGUCAAUCCUAAAACCGUUACAAUCCUUAGAAAUGAUGAUAGGAAUUUACAUUACCGAUCUUCUAACAAUAAUGCAAUAUCAUCUUCUGGCUAUGAGAUAAAUAAAUUGGUAGAUAGAAACACACAAUAUGUAAAGAUCGACCAAGACCCGAUACCAUAUCCUCGAAUUUAUCAAAAUGCAGACUUAAUUAUUGCUUGUAUUAUUUUAGUUCAAUAUAUUCCUCACAUUUGGCUUGCAGAUGAACCUCUACAAAGUUUUAUCAGUGUUUAUUCAGUGCUUACUUGGCUAUCAGUGUUUCCAGUGAUUGCAGCCUCUAUUAUAACAAUAUUUGAUGAUGAAAUUGACAAUACUUAUAUGGGAGCUGGAAUUUUGACAUAUAGAGCUUCUAAUGGAACCGCAGACGCUGUCUCGAUAAUGAUUGCUUUGAAUAUUGAAUCAAUGGCAGCAAAUGAAGAAUGUUUUGUGGUUGUAGAGUGUAUUUAUCGUGAAACAUUUAAGAUGAUUGGUGAAAGUGAUUCUGUAAAAAAUGAAGAAGAUGAUUAUGGUACUAUCGUAAAACGUCUUAUAUUCAGUCAUGACCCUGAUAAUAAAAUGUCAACUCCAAAAUUCAAUAAUGCUCAAGAUGAUGAAUGGCAAAGUUUGAAAAUUAGUUCUGGUCACAUGUAUCAAAUUGAUAUUCCUUCUUCAUUUAUUGGAAUAUCAUUUAUUUUUUAA
Molecule: messenger RNA, 1242 nt
Organism: Entrophospora sp. SA101
Lineage: Eukaryota; Fungi; Glomeromycota; Glomeromycetes; Entrophosporales; Entrophosporaceae
Source: the annotation of a GenBank genome assembly